This is a messenger RNA of Chondrus crispus (carragheen), 474 nucleotides long. NCBI's taxonomy places the organism in Eukaryota, Rhodophyta, Florideophyceae, Gigartinales, Gigartinaceae. The record is from the annotation of a RefSeq genome assembly.
AUGAACAAGAAAAUAGAAUUCAAAAAACGUAUCACUUUGAUACUAAUAACAAUCGAAGCUCUAGACUUAUAUAUUGUAGAUAAUAUUCAGAGAGAAUUGUAUAUAAAUAAAUACAAUUUUCUCUUGAAUACAUUAAUCAAAUAUAAUAGUAAUUAUAAUUCUCAAAUACAACUUAAACGCUAUAUUCAAAUAAUACAUCUAUUGUAUAUCUUAAUAACUCAAUCUUACUUAUAUAAUCUUAUUUUAGAAUUACUAUAUGAUAUUUGCAAUAAAACACAUUCACAGUUAACAUUACAAUAUAUGCAAAGAUUCAAAUAUAUUUAUAAUCAAAAUCAAGACUAUUAUAAUACUUACAGUAAAGAUAACAAAUUACAGGUAUGUAAUAUCGCUAUUUAUAAUCUAUACACUAUCAAUAAAAUCAAUAAUAUAUAUGGUCUUUACUACUUAAUUAAAUAUCUACAUAAUGAAAUUUAG